This is a messenger RNA of Lindgomyces ingoldianus, 595 nucleotides long. RefSeq lists its product as uncharacterized. Lineage: Eukaryota; Fungi; Ascomycota; Dothideomycetes; Pleosporales; Lindgomycetaceae. The record is from RefSeq and is a predicted model, not a curated record. Bases 26 to 595 code for a protein of 189 amino acids. The transcript has a single exon.
CAAGGAACUCAUUGUGUAGACUUGCAUGUCUUCCUACCUAGAUCUUAUCACUUCUCGAUUUUCCAAGCUCACAUCUUCUAGUUCAACCGAAACGUCUUGGAUCACAGAAAUGGUGUCCUGCUAUCAAAAAAUGGCAAAGAGCACUGGUGCAAUCAUCAUCCCUGCAUCGUCGCUUUCCAGUUCUCCCUCCGAUCUCCUGGCCUGGCUUACUGCAUCUAGAACUCACGAAAUAACUGGGAAAGGCGUGAAAAGAAUCACUUCCAAAAGCGAAGUGAUCACGAAAGGGACGGGAGGUGGGAGUUUAAUAACCCUGCUUUCCAUGGCGCAAUGUAAUGGCGUCCGAUGGCUAUGGAAUCCAGAUAAGAAUUACAUGGUAGCCGCCAAAGCCAACGAAACCCCCAAAAAAAAGAAAGGUAGUUACUGGCGCAUUUUUUGGGGGUUUAAGAAGGUGGAGGACUUGGGCACCAUGACGAGUCUAAUUGGCGUAUCAAACAUCGCCAUUGUCACCCGCUCCAAUCCCUCAAUCACAAUUGUUAUGCCUUGGAUUUCGUCUAUGAAGAAUACGCACCUGCUCCCAAUGCCAUCGCCGCGAUAA